UAAAUAAUAAAUUUAAUGAUGAAAUGUGAAUAUGAGUAAUCGAAAUCUUAUCGAUAGAUAUGAUUUUUUUGUUCACAUCACUCACAAUUUGCGGUUUGCCAUUUGCCGCACACGUGCUUAGAUUUUGUGAUAUUUUUACCAAAUUAUUUUACUUUGCAGCGUAAGCGGGACAUCGCAAAGAUCUCCUGUAAACAGAUAUUGUUUGAAUUCAUCCAAUCAUCACUGCAUUUAGGUUCCCGCCGUAGAUUUACAUGGCAAUGGUGUCCGAAGCGAAGGCGAAUGGUGGUGAGAUGGAGGCGACCAAUGAGUUGCCCCCAGCACUUGCUGAAAAGCCCGCGGGCUUGCCCCCUGGCAAGUACGCGCUCGUCGGAUGGGACAUGGAUACCACUGGGCGUAGACUAAUUGACGAGAUAUGCCAAAUAGCAGCGUAUACUCCGAAACAGUCAUACUCUCAGUACAUUAUGCCUUAUGGGGACCUGAACCCAGGAGCUCGCCGCCGUCACAAUGUCCGCGUCGUCACUGUCGGACGAUACCGCAUGCUCAAAGACACUAAUACUCAUAAGAUAUUGAAAACAAAGUCUGAGAUAUCCGCCUUAACUGAUUUCCUGGACUGGUUGGAGAAAGAGAAGGGAGAUGGCAGUGUGAUCCUUAUUUACCACGAGCCUCGUCGCCUUAGCCCUACCAUGCUUUUGGAAGCCCUUACUAGGUACAAGCUUUUGGACCGCUUCAAAUCUAUAGUAGCCGGGUUUGCGGAUAGCUACGCGCUGGCCGCAGACAAAUGCAAAGCGACGGUGAAGUCUGUGUCGCUGCGUGUUUUGGCGCGAGUUUUACUCGACGCUGACUCACUCGCUGUCGAUAGCGCGCUGGAACGUGCUACAGCAGCGUAUAGAAUUGUUGAACAUCUUGCACAGGGUGAACAACAAGAAGUAGGUGCAGGAGGCGAAGGUGUCUCAGCCAGUAAGGACAUGGUAGAAACCGCGCGUGCUUGGGCACGUCCCGUACACACCGAGCUUGAUGCACUCGCCAGCCUUAAGAAGUUGCUCGAGAGACAGAACACGUUCCGGCCAGUAUUCGCUCCACUCCUCCGGUCAGCUCGACCGGAACGCAAACGAGUGACACAGCUGCGCCGCAUACUGGCCGACGCUGGCCUGCUCUACGACCAGCUUAAAGAGGCCUGGCAAGAACAGAAGCUUGAUGGAUUGGAGAAGCAGAUGUCAUCCCUAUCUCUGUCUGCAAAGGAGGAAGAUAUAAAAGAACUGAUUGAGAUAUUUGACUGCCACUUCGACCCCGCUAAGGAGCCGAAGGGACCUAAACCAAGGAUUCCAAGGAAUAAAAAUAGGGCCACAUCGUCAGCCGGCGAGACUGGUGAGGCAGAGGGCAGCACCAGUGAGUCGCAGAACAGCUCGCCACACAAUUCACCUAACAAGACUAACAAUGAUGUGGCGGCGGGAGAUUCUAGUCAAAAAGUGCCGGCGCCUGAACCGGUGGCGGCCAACUAAGGCGUACAUCUUCACAAUUAAAGCUUAGACUUUUCUACCAUAGCUGUCGUUAAGUGUCGUAAGCCGCUCUCGGAUUAGCGACGACAAAGAACUAAACGUUCUUUUCAAUAUUUUACACUAACAGGCCUUGUUUCAAAGCUGCAUACACCGUAGAUAUAGAUCGAUAUUAUAACUUACGUGCUUGUAGAUUGUCAUAAUCGGUGUACUUAUCAGUAAUCUUAAAUGUUGUAUUGAAGAAUGCAAUCUAUGUCCUUGAUAUCAAGUGUUGUCAUAUAGUUCAAUAGUCUGAUGUCAGCUUUGUUACGUGGCCUCUUUAUAAUCGCGGAAACCAAUAUGAAAUGUAUAACACCGUCUGUAAGACUAUUUCUCGUAGCAUUUUAAUGCUCAUACUCUAAUCCGUGAUAUUUGUAUGGAUGUUUGCAAUAUAAAAGAAAUUUUGAUCAUGCUGCAAGCUUUUGCUGCUGCGUAAGGUAGCUAUUCCACUGUCAUACAUUAUUACAUAUGAAAUGAAUGAUGAAAUAUGACGCAUUAAUUCUUAUGAAAUGAAAUAAAAUUAUCUACAAAAUUGCGGUGGAAAAGCGGCCUAUGGAAUAUGCAAUUUAGUAAUUUCUGUGCAAUUUUUUCGUCAAAUUAUUUACAUACUAGAAAAGAAAUGGCAUAAUGUUCUGUAUUGUCAUAUUAGUGUCCUUAUAGAGUCGCCGCAGUGCACUCGUGAUCCAUAUAUUAUAUCCAAACUGGUCAUGUACUGUGUCGGCUGUGUGAGGACACCCGUCGCUAACCCGGGAGCUCUACAUCGGAGCCAUAGAGAUGUGACAAAACAUUUAUUCGUAUUAUACAACUAGGUUAUAAGUCUCCUUUGGAAUUGAGAGAUAUAUUGUUUUGCAUGUAACGCGAUGGACGAGAUUUUUUUUCAACGCCCACUUUUUUUUUUCUCUUUUGCUUACGCAUAAAGAUUUUUUCUAUAUAUAGUUGAUAAUGUAGAUGAGUGCCUUAGCAACUCAGUGUAAUAAGAUAAAAUAUAUCCCAUUAUAUUUUGGCCUUACAUUUACAUUGUUGUUCGCAAUGUUCAUAUACGCAUAUUUUAUACGGUCAAGUUAUUUUAAAAUAUUGCAAUUAUGUUACGCGGUAAAGACGAAAAAAAACUUUUAUACAUUUUUAAAUAAUAAUAAAUAUUAGCCGUUUUAACAAAGGCUUCGGACGAAGCAGUAUUUAUUUUGAUUAGGUCCUUGCCAUAAUGUGCAAUAAUGUGUAAUUUUGUACAAUGAGGACAACUUGAGUACAAUAUAGUACUUUUUAUUUAUUUAUUCAAAGAUGCAUUUUAUUUAUUUCGUGUGUGCAAUCACAGGAACGGAUGGACUGAUAUUUACAUCCGAUAUUUAAAACAAGGUUUUAUUAUUUUUUUGUUUUUCUUUUUUUAUUAGUUAUGCUGGAUAUUGCUGUAACAUUUCUUUUGCUGAGUUACGUCACUUUUUCAUUUGCCAUAGAAUGUUUCGAUAAGUUUUUUUUGUUCACCAUACAAUAAGCAAAGUAAUGGAAAAAGUGUGUACCAAUUAACUUACCUCUAAUUUAGUUAGUUUUAACAUAGACUGUACAUAUAAUUUAAUUUCUUAUUUUGUUCAGAUCUCUAAUAAAUAUGUAAGUCUAA
Spodoptera exigua (beet armyworm) is the source of this 3144-nucleotide messenger RNA. The record is from the annotation of a GenBank genome assembly. NCBI's taxonomy places the organism in Eukaryota, Metazoa, Arthropoda, Insecta, Lepidoptera, Noctuidae.